Molecule: messenger RNA, 6680 nt
Organism: Hippoglossus stenolepis (Pacific halibut)
Lineage: Eukaryota; Metazoa; Chordata; Actinopteri; Pleuronectiformes; Pleuronectidae
Exons: 8
Coding region: 752-3457 (901 amino acids)
Source: RefSeq, a predicted model, not a curated record
GUCUGCAGAAACUGUCUCACUCCGAAAUUUGCGUUUACACAUGCACCCCCUCCGGAGAACACACCAAGGGUCUGCAGAGUGCAGAGGCUCUCACUGACAUUUGCGUCCACAGAUACAACUCCUGCUUGAGAAUGUCCGAAUGAUCUCCGGAGUUCAGUGCAUGGUGAGAGCAGCUCGUGUGUAAAUCAUUGGAGCUUUUUGGCUGCUCGCAGCGCCUGUACCUUAAUGCCGGUAAUAGACGCGCAUGGUGAUCUAACCGUCCGGCUCCAUCACACUGCUCUGUGAUGAAUGAUGCAAACAGUCACUUAACACACUCCAGCCUCGGGCAGUGUGUGUGUGUGUUUCCGGGUCACGUGGUGGACGCACAAUAACCGUAGUUAAAACAGCGCUCGCGCACUUAGACAUCACCGGGGCUGGCCUCGGAUCGGAAGCGGCGGCGGCUCACGUGACCGCAGUGGUGCAGCGCUGAGCAGCGGUGCCGGUGGUCGCGGUUCACUCAUGGGUUCGCCGAGCCGAGCGGAGCAGUGAACAACGGCCCCGCGGAGCCGGUGGGAUGGUCCGUGUGACGCGUCGUGUGCGGGUGUGUUAGUGUGUCCGGCUGUCGGUGCCCUCAUGAUGUAGGCCGGUGAUCCUGCUGGAGGACAGAGCUGUGAAAUUCCUACACCUGUAGAGAAAAAACACAGCAGGAGAGUCAAAGGCCAAAGACGCAGGCGUCUGUAAUUCAUGUGCUGCUCAGUGUCUGCUGGGCAAGAUGAGUACAGACAGACCCAAACGCAAUAUCAUUAAGAAGAAAUAUGACAUCAGUGAUGGGAUGCCGUGGUGUGAAGAACGUCUGGUUCGGAAAGUUCUUUUCCUCUCCCUCAGGGAAUUCAGAGACACACACCGUGCAACACACAAACACUCACAAAUACACACACGUGCACACAAACACACGUCCAAAAGUACACUUCUACAUGGUCCGCGAACACAGACAUUACCUAACACACACACUCAAAAAACCACACGCACACGACAGAGUGUCCAGGCCUCACAACAAAGAGUCCCACACAGACCUCCUAACACACAUACACAGAAAAACCCACACAGUUCACAAAAUAUACACAUUUCAAAACACAUACACCGUCAUGAACACACCAACCAAGAGCAAAAAACGAACUUGUCUCAGGACUUACACACACCAAAAACUAAAUGUACCUACACACUACCGAACAUGCAGACAAAGUCAAAAAUGUAUGUAGGGAAAAUUACACAUAAUGAGCAGCAUACAGACACACAAGACGACUCACACACGUUCCAGAGGAAUACUGAAUCGACCAGGACACUACGCUCACAUAAAACACAACAUACUCUGCUGCUGCCCAUCGCCAAAUACUCACAAACUGAAAAACACAAGCACUCAGUGACAAACAGCUGCACUUCUGGAAACACAAGGAUGUUGCUGAGCGGUCCUGUCCCAUCCAGGAGUCUGAGAUCACGCACUCCCACGAGACUCAGUGGCGCUCUGGUGAACGGCCUCAGCCGCUGUCAGUCCCUCCUGUCAACUGGUCCCAGUUGGAGCUGGCCCUUACAGACACGCCCUCAACAGCGGCGCCCUGCCAGCAUUCAUCUUGACAAGGAUGACCCCAACAGCAAGAGACCGAGGCUGCAAGCACAGAGGAAGUUUGCCCAGUCCCCUCCCAGCUCUCCAGGACCACCAGCACUGAUGACAUCAGCACAGAGCAACCACAUUCACAACGUGGCCGUAGUCACCUGUCUGACCCGACGACGACCCAAGACUGAGGAUUUCUUGUCUUUUCUCUGUUUGAGAGGUUCAGCAGCACUGCCCAGCAACAUGUCCUUCUUAGCAAGUGGACGAAAGAGGGAGCCAUCCAAAAAUCAGCGUCUUGAUGCCUGUCUUUCCACCAAUCACAGGACUGCAGCUGAGGGGAAGAAAACGAGUAUAUUCAGUCGAACAGCAGUGCAGAGGGACUCGAGGCCUCUGAGAGGGAGGACUGGAGGCUCUGCAGCAGUCAGCUCCCUCUGCGCUCUUACUGCUCGAGAACAGAGCAGGAGUGAAAGAGGGGAGAGAGAGGAGGAACAUCGGAGGAGGAGGAGAGAAAGGAUGGAGGAGGACAGGAGAGGGGGGGCUGGGAGACACCUUGUGAGGCCCCGCCAGCUCUCCCUACAGGUCAGGAGGACGAACAAGGUUGCCAUGGUGACUGGAGUUGCUAAUGAAAGAACUUCCUGUGUCAGGCCAGUCCCUCCCUUAAAGCCUAGCGCAGGGGUUGGCAGUAGACGAUCCCCCAGGUCCUGCACAAGAUCAAGCAAUACCUGUAAACCAAGAGGCAACCCCAAAAGCAAACCCAAGGAAACCAGCAACAAACACAUCUCCCGGCAAAGCAACCACCAGCUGCCUCGAAAACACCACCUUCCUCUCCACCACCGAACAGUCAUUAACUGCCAUAGCAAUCCCAAGACCUUCCGUAGUCUUCAGAACUCAGGAAAAAAAUCAAACAGGAUCCCGGCUCAAAUACCACUGACUAAUGGCUCAGUCAUCACAGAGCUAAGUGAGAACCCUGGGGUCCUGAGGUUAUCCAGACGGAGGAGAGGUCUCCCACCAGACACCAGCCCUGCCCCUCCGAGUCAGGUUCCUUUGGACAAGAACUCAAAGAAGUCCAGAACAGUACAGAACAACAAAGGUGAUGUCUCACUGGAGAAUGAUUGCCAUAUUAGUGGGAUGCUACAGAAGGAGGCCAGCAGUGAUAAAGAUAUCAGAGAGGAGUGUGUGAACCACGUGGGUAAAAUUGCUGGGAGCAACAGUGAAGACAGAUGCAGCCAUGUUGGAGGGAUGAGCCUUGAGAGGGAUGGUGGUAUUGGUGACGACCUGCACAGCCAGGCGAAUGUUGGAAAAUUGAGUGCGGCAAGCAUUAUUGCUCCUGAGCCCUCUCAAGAAAUGGCCAACUUUACCAACAUCAUCUCAGACUAUGCCCUUGGCCCUGUCAGCGAGAUCAUAGUCAGACAUAAAAGGCUCCAGAGAAAUCAGUCCACUUCAUCCACAAUACCCAAGCCAAUCACCAGGACCACUGAUUCUAGGACUGUUGCCAGAGCUGCUACUCCCAGGACUACUGUAACUCAAGCUGCUAUCAACUCAGAGACAUCUGCAUAUGUACACACUGAACCAUCAGGCACAUAUUCUGCCAAGCACACUGCUAAGGCAACUAACAAAUGUACUAGCAAGGACACUACCAAGUGUACUUCUCCAACCAGCAGUUACUCUAUCCCUAAUUGCCAAGGUGCUGUAAAAGACUCUUCCAAUGGUACUCCAGAGGACUCGGCUAAGGUCAUUGCACCUGUCAGUAGCUGUAGAAGUAACCCUUCUAGCACUUCCAAGGGCUCUACAAAGGGCCUUACCCAGACCAAGUCUACUACCUCAGCUAUGAAGACCAGGACCAGCCCUCGAAUUCUUUUGAAACGAUAACACCUGAGCUACAGCUGAAAACGAGUCAGUGUUCAAUAUAAAGAUAAACCAUAAUUAGAACAAUAUUUAUUGGAUCAUAAUUGGCUACUGUUAAUAAUAGGUGAUGUAGGGUGAUGGCUAUUGGCUGGUUGGAUAGUGACAUAGUGGCUAUGGCUUGCCAGUGAUAGUGGGAUCAUUUUUUUUGAAAGACAGCAUAGAGAGAGACAUGUUGUAUAGUUGAGUGUAAAGUGAAAACACACGGAUUUCUGACGCUUCCCUGCUGUAUCCUACAUAGUAGCUUGGUAUGUGUGUAUUAUAUUCAGAAGGAAAGGCUACUGGCUAAAUCAAUGCACAUACAUUAAAGCUAGGGUUGGCUACACUUUGAAAAAAUGCAACUGAUACAUCACACCCCCCUCCCAUCGGCCCUCUCUUCAAAGCAAAAACACAUGAGCGUGCACUGACUGACAACUGCUAGAAGCCGACUUUUCCAUGACUAUCGUCUCUGCUUACCAACCCUACCUUUUUAAUUUGAGCCAGUCUGCUGAACAGUUUUCAGCAGCGGUUAUUCUUAUUUGCCUUUGCUCUGGUGGUUUUGGUGUGGUCGUUGGGAACCUACUGCCAUUUAAUGUGAACAGGAAUCAUCUGUUCAAGGUUGUCUGGAUUAAUAACAUUCAAGUCUAACGAGUUCCUCACCAUGAAUCCUCGGGAGGAGCAAAGAAGAAGUUCAACUUAAAGACUGUCAAAGUACAAGUGAAAUGCUGAUAUGAUCAACGAGACAGGUUUACUGGCAGUAAUCAUUAUCCUGUUCAUUGAAAGAUCCCUUCCUUAAUCGAUUUUAGUGGAAGUGAUGGACGACAGAACCGUGUCUGAGACUGCUGAAACCUCAUGACAUAUCCAUACAAACCUUGGAAUGUAUUCUUGUGCAGAAUGACGAGGAUGGAUGUUCCAUUCGUAGUUAUUGAAUUCUGAUAAAGUUUGUUGUAAUAGCCAUUUUGAACAGGAGAAAUGAUUACAGCGAGAAACCCUGUUUUAACAUUCAUAUGGGCAUUCAAGUCACCAGCUCAACUGUCUUCACCAGCCUAAAGCUGCUUUCAGACAUACACUGAACUCUGGAGAUCCUUCGAACAUUCUCUGGAGAGGCAAAUGUCCAAGGGGGAGCCUCCGGACCUUCUGUGGACUUUCCCUAGCCAGCCCCCUCGUAAAAUGUCCGCAGAUAGACCAUAGUAGGCGACGUGAGAACACAGCAGGAGAUCCUCCGCAGGAUUCACCGUGACAGACGCAAAAAGGAAAAAAAACACAAACAAAUAUCUCAGGAUGAAAAAGAGGUGCCAUACACAUAGAAGACACUGAAGAUGUCAAGAGAGUUUUUGGUGAUAAGAGCCGACGCUGGGAUGGAGGUGCUGUAAAUAUAUGCACAUGAUCCCUGCAGCAGAAUGAUUACGUGGCAUCAUGCCUCUGCCUGCUACUCCACCCGUCACCUGAACACUCCGGAGAUUUCUGUGUUGCUGUGAACGGGUCUGAGCAGAGAAUCUCCUGCUGUGAAGAAAGUCCGGGCCCAAUUCUCCAGACAUCCUCCGGAGGUAAUGUCUGAAGACUGCUUAUGUAACAUCAGGAGGACUCUUCAGUCCACUGUUCUUCUUAAUGGAAAAAAUCUUUUGAAGUAGGUCACAUGUGAAAUAUACAGGAACAACAAUGGUGUUGUUUUUACCUGUGUUUUUUUGAUCUUUUUACGUUUUUAUUGCCCGCUCUAUACCCACCGACUUCGUGUGUGAGAAACAGCGGUGGCUGCGUACUCACAUGCAGCGUGCUUGUUUCUGAGUCGUGUGGUCUGAUACUUUUGUAAAUAUAAGAGGACAUAUGUUUUGUGAGGCGGCUGUAGACAGAAACUGUAUAAAGAAAUUCUUGCGGUUUGACCUUCACUGUUAAUGUGACCAUCAUAUUUGACUGUAUGAACCCUGUAGAUGUUGUGGAUUUUACUGGACCGUCAGAAGGUUUUAGGAUGACAUCAGGUGCUAUCCGGUGCUAUUAAAUUGCUCAUUGAAUUUUUUGGGGUUAGAUGAGUAGUAGAUCUGUGUGGCUGUAUUGGAUGAUAUGAGUCAGCACAUUCAUGUUGCACAUUUCCACACAGUACAAAAAACCUGUGUAAAAGAAAACAACUGUCUGACAGCGGUGGACACUGCUGCCUUUGCUUUAUUUUAAACACUUUACAUGAAAAACAUUGUUGUUCCCACCAUUAAAUAAGUAACUGACAAAUGUAUUUGUAAAUUAGCUAUUUAUGCUCCGUCCAUAUGUAUCAGUCUAAAUCAGCAGUUAGUGUGUUAAUUUAACACAUGUUAAAAACUAAGUUAUGAAUAAAGGCAUGAAUCAGUUUGAGCUGCAGAACUUUGAUCAAACAUACACUGUUGUUAUUUCUUAAUGUAAGUAUGUGGUUUGUAGAGGAAGCAGUCGUUUACAACUCACUACAAAAGCUACUUUUUGAAUACUUCCAUUUUAAAGUGAAAGCUCUUCCACUUAUGAUACUGUGAAGCAUUGCUUAACACUGACCCAUCAGAGUGCUCUUCCAUAAAGAAUAAAACGGUUCACCACACAAUGACACUGUCAAACCCUAACACCACAGCUUUGUUGUAAAAGUGCUUCCUUUUUUAAAACCAAACCAUUGUUUUAAGUAUCAGCUGUUUCCUCGUGUUUGGUAUUUCAAUAGAAUUAUCACGUGUCACAGUUUCAUGUGUUAAAUGCUUCCUGCUAUGUAAAGUGAAUUCAUCAGUGAUCACUUGUUCCACAGUUUGUUGCUGCAGACUAAUCAAUGGAUGUACACGGUGUAUGACUCAUUGCUGAAUGGAUCUGCAGAUCUACUAUGUGCUGACAUUUGCAUGAACAUGUGCGUAUUAUUCAGCGCCUCACACAAUUCAUUUAGCUGUCGCGACGAUUUUCAAUUGCAAAAGUUAGCAAUAUAAUUGUGUUUCUUGCAGCGACUGUGUCUCAUGUGGACAGAGACAACUUUCCUCCGAAAUGGGUCCUCGAAUAAAUCAAUUCAUGCCUUGUUCCCAUUAAUUCAUGUGCUAUGUAUCUCAUGCUAGUUACCGGUAAAACAACUUUAAAGUGUUAUUGAGGUUUAUGAGCAAACUUGUUCAGCCCCAAGUGAACAUGAAAACAUCUGUGCAGGGAAAGUGUAAGGAAAGUGUAAAAAGUCUGUGGAAAUGUCAAUGAUACGAAUGAGAAUUUGUAAUAAAAUUUCUUUGUGCAA